Messenger RNA from Hermetia illucens (black soldier fly), 2191 nucleotides. RefSeq names its product phosphoglucomutase (gene Pgm1). The record is from RefSeq and is a predicted model, not a curated record. Lineage: Eukaryota; Metazoa; Arthropoda; Insecta; Diptera; Stratiomyidae. The coding region runs from base 379 to 2061 and encodes 560 amino acids. Gene Ontology annotation, cellular component: cytosol. Gene Ontology annotation, biological process: carbohydrate metabolic process. Gene Ontology annotation, molecular function: phosphoglucomutase activity; magnesium ion binding. The transcript is spliced from 8 exons.
GAAACGUCAAUGCCCCAAAUUGUGGGCUUGUGCCUUAUCAAUAUUGGCAUUUUCGCUUGAUAUUGAGAGCGCACCGUUGACCGAAUGAAUGAGAGUAUUUCUUUGUCAUUUAGAACAAAACAAUCCAAUACAUGAAAGUGUUCCAGCACGGGCCGUCAGUGGGUAGCGAAGACGAUUCCCGCUGCAUGCCGGUAACGAUUAUCUCCCAGAUGUGACCUUCAUACGACAUUCAGUCCGCUUUUAUCACUCAGAUAUUUGCCAGUCGGGGGAGAGCAUAGAAGUUGAAAGGUUUUCAGGGCUAGUGGUUGAAGCUGUAGCUUUGUAGUUCAGUAAUUCUAGCUAAUCUAGUCGUGUGGGGUUCGAAAAGUGUUCAGAGAGAUGACCCUUAAGUCAGCAACCGUUCAAACCACCCCGUAUGAGGGUCAAAAACCGGGAACAAGCGGGCUCAGGAAGAAGGUGAAGGUUUUUACUCAGAAGAAUUACACGGAGAACUUCGUUCAGUGCAUUUUGGACGCUAAUGGCAGUGCAAUUUCCGGGAGUCUGUUGGUCGUAGGCGGCGAUGGACGGUAUUAUUGCAAGGAGGCGGUGGAAAUCAUUGCCAGGAUUUGCGCUGCUAAUGGGGUUGCCAAGCUCCUGGUCGGACAGAAUGGUAUCCUAUCAACACCUGCGGUAUCGAGUCUUAUUCGUCACAAUAAAGCAUAUGGUGGUAUCAUCCUGACAGCAUCACAUAACCCCGGUGGCCCAGAUAAUGACUUUGGCAUUAAAUUCAAUUGCUCGAAUGGAGGACCAGCUCCAGACGGUGUAACGGAUAAAAUUUUUCAACUAUCCACUGCCAUCAAAGAGUAUAAAAUUGUUGAAGAUCUUAAAAUCGAUAUUUCGAAAAUUGGAACAAAUUGCUACGAGGUUGAUGGUAAACCGUUUGUUGUCGAAGUAAUCGACUCUGUCGAAAAUUAUGUAAAUCAUAUGAAGGAAAUUUUCGAUUUCGGCAAACUUCAUGAUUUCGUGAGUGGCAAGAAGACUGGAACACCACUGAAGGCACGAAUUGAUUCGAUGAACGGCGUAACUGGUUCAUAUGUGAGGGAGAUAUUCCUUAACUGUCUAGGAGCGACGCCCGAUAGUGUUGUGCAUACGACGCCACUAGAAGAUUUCGGUGGAUUACAUCCUGAUCCAAAUUUGACAUAUGCCAAGGAUUUGGUAGACACCGUAGCGAAAGGAGAUUACGACAUUGGGGCUGCAUUCGAUGGCGAUGGAGAUCGUAAUAUGAUUAUCGGAAGGAAUGCUUUCUUCGUGACACCUAGUGAUUCUUUGGCUGUCAUUGCUCAUUACUUGGAGUGUAUUCCUUAUUUCAGGAAAAAUGGAAUUCAAGGAUUUGCUCGAAGUAUGCCAACUGCAUCUGCUGUUGAUUUAGUCGGCCAAAAGCUUGGAAAGGAAGUUUUUGAAGUGCCCACGGGAUGGAAGUACUUUGGCAAUUUGAUGGAUGCUGGUCGUCUCUGCUUGUGUGGUGAAGAAAGCUUCGGUACUGGUUCGAAUCACAUUCGUGAAAAGGAUGGAGUAUGGGCAGUCCUUGCAUGGCUUUCAAUAAUGGAACACACUGGAAAGAGUAUUGAAGACAUCUUGAAGAACCAUUGGUCAAUUUAUGGUCGCAAUUACUUUACCCGAUAUGAUUAUGAGGAAUGCGAAUUAGAACCAUGCAAUCAAAUGAUUAGUACAAUGGAGAAGACUAUUACUGACCCUGCAUUUAAGGGUCGUGAAUUCAGUUCCUUGGGGAAAACGUACAAAGUGAAAGUGGCCGACAACUUUGGUUAUACAGAUCCUGUCGAUAAAUCGGUUGCAUCGAAACAGGGAUUAAGAGUCGUGUUUGAAGAUGGCAGUCGAAUCGUAAUGAGGCUGAGUGGAACUGGAAGCUCAGGAGCAACUGUGAGGAUGUACAUUGAUUCAUAUGAAAAGGAUAAUGUUCUUGGAAAGGCUAGUGAAAUGCUUAAACCGUUGAUCAACAUUGCUUUGGAAAUAUCCGAUCUCCAGAAAUUCACCGGUCGCACUGCACCCACCGUUAUUACAUAAAAUCAUCGAUAAGGACCUGCUAGCUGAGAAUACUCUGUUUUGUUAAAUGAAUCUUGCAUUUUUUGUUCGCUUUCAAACGUUUGUUGCAUGAUGGGGGAGAAAAAAUAAAAAUUUAAUGUUAAAUGAAUUU